AUGAACGGAUCCACGGCGCCGGUCUCUCGGCCAAAGCGCAAGACCUCCUAUACAGUCGACCAGGACAGACCACCCAAGCUGCCACGGUCUGCCAACGGCAGCGGGUCGACUGCUGCUUAUGCUGGCGUGCCUGUAUCAAACGUUGCCGAAGACGAGCCCAUGAUUGAUGGAGGCUUUGAGGGCGACGUUGACGGAGUGAAUGAGGCCGGUAGCUGGGCUACCGACGAGGAUGGCUACCGGGAUGACGACAGCACAGCCGCGGCCGAUGCUGCCGAAGAUGGUGCUGACAGCAACCCCAGCAGCAACGAGAACAACAUCAGCAGCAACGGCCGCCACCGCCGCCACAGCAAGGUCACGCUCCAAAAACAGCUCUCGGCCUCGGUGCCACCGGCUGUCCUGUUAGCACCGGGCAGCGCCGAGACGGCCGAGUGGCAGGAGACGAUCCAGCGUGUCGUGCGCAACGUCGUGUCCAUCCGCUUCUGCCAGACCUGCUCCUUCGACACGGACCCGGCGCUGACGAGCGAGGCCACGGGCUUUGUUGUUGACGCCGAGCGCGGCUACAUCCUGACCAACCGCCACGUCGUCGGCUCCGGCCCGUUCUGGGGUUACUGCAUAUUCGACAACCACGAGGAGGUCGACGCCUAUCCCGUGUAUCGCGACCCCGUCCACGACUUUGGCAUCCUCAAGUUCGACCCGUCUGCCAUCAAGUACAUGCCCAUCGAGUCCCUGCCGCUCAGCCCCGACCUGGCCAAGGUCGGUGUGGAGAUCCGCGUGGUGGGUAACGACGCUGGCGAGAAGCUGAGCAUCCUGUCGGGUGUCAUCAGCCGGCUGGACCGCAACGCGCCCGAAUACGGCGAGGGCUACAGCGACUUCAACACAAGCUACUACCAAGCCAGUGCGGCUGCGAGCGGCGGGAGCUCUGGCAGUCCCGUGGUCAACAUUGACGGCAAGGCGGUGGCCUUGCAGGCAGGCGGCCGUGCCGAUGGUGCGUCGACCGACUACUUUUUGCCUCUCGACCGCCCGCUGCGCGCCCUACGCUGCCUGCAAGAGGGCAAGCCCAUUACGCGCGGUGAUAUCCAGUGCCAGUUUUUGCUCAAGCCUUUUGACGAGUGCCGGCGUCUCGGCCUGACCCCGUCCUGCGAAGCCCAGAUGCGCGCCGCCUUCCCCUCGGAGACGAACAUGCUGGUUGCCGAGAUUGUCCUUCCCCAGGGCCCCUCGGCCGGCAAGAUCGAGGAGGGCGACGUGCUGGUCAAGGUCAACGACGAGCUGUUGACCCAGUUCAUCCGCCUCGACGACAUUCUGGACUCGAGCGUGGGCCAGAACGUCAAGCUGGAGCUGCAGCGCGGCGGCGAGACGGUCAUUGUCAACGUCCCCGUCGGCGAUCUGCACAGCAUCACCCCCGACCGUUUUGUCUCUGUGGCGGGCGCGAGCUUCCACAAUCUCUCCUACCAGCAAGCGCGUCUCUUCGGCGUCGCCUGCAAGGGCGUCUACGUCUGUGAGGCGUCUGGCUCCUUCCGCUUCGACACCUCCGACAGCGGGUUGAUGGUGCAGUCGAUCGACAACAAGGCGACGCCGGAUCUGGAGACGUUUAUUCAGGUCGUCCAGAAGAUCCCCGACAAGUCCCGCGUCGUGGUCAUGUACCAGCACCUGCGCGACCUCCACAGCGUGCACAACGCUAUUAUCUACGUGGACCGCCACUGGUCGUCCAAGAUGCGUCUGGCCGUGCGCAACGACGUGUCCGGCCUGUGGGACUUUACCGACAUUGGCGACCCGCUCCCGGCCCUCCCGCCUGUGCCGCGGAAAGCGUCCUUUAUUCAGAUGGGGCACAUGCCGCACUCUGGCGUGGCCGAUCUGGUCCGCAGCUUUGUUCAAGUGACCUGCUACAUGCCGCUGAAGCUGGACGGUUUCCCCAAGAACCGCAGGGGCGGCAUGGGCCUCGUUAUUGACGCCGAGAAAGGCCUUGUUGUCAUCUCGCGCGCGAUUGUGCCCUACGACCUGUGCGACAUCACCAUUACGAUUGCCGAGUCUAUCGACGUCGAGGGCAAGGUUGUGUUCUUGCACCCGCUGCAGAACUACGCCAUCAUCCAGUACGACCCUUCGCUUGUGGACGCGCCUGUUAUGAGCGCGCGUCUGAGCACCGAGGAGCUGUUGCAGGGCGCGCCCACCAAUUUUAUCGGCUACAACCGAAUUAACCGGGUAGUCCAUGCGGCCACCACUGUCACCGAGGUGUCCGCCGUGAACAUCCCUGCCAACCCUGGCGCACCGCGCUACCGUGCCAUCAACGUGGACGCCAUCACCGUGGAUACGAACCUGAGCGGCCAGUGCGGCAGCGCCGUGCUUGCGUCGGACGACGGCACCGUGCGCGCGCUCUGGCUGACGUACCUGGGCGAGCGCUCACCGUCGACGCAUCGCGACGAGGAGUACCACCUGGGUCUGGCCACGCCGACCCUGCUGCCCGUGAUCGAGCAGAUCCAGCGCGGCGUCGUGCCCAAGCUGCGCAUGCUUCCCGUCGAGUUCCGUGCCAUCCAGAUGCUGCAGGCGCGCCUGAUGGGUGUGUCCGAAGAAUGGAUCCAGAAGGUGUCGGCCGCCAACACGGCGCGGCAUCAGCUGUUCAUGGUGACCAAGCGCACCUUUGAGCGCACCUUUGACAAGGGCCAGAACGGGUCCAUUGGCCUGAAGGAGGGCGACAUUCUGCUGACGCUCAACGGCCGCCUGAUUACCCGUAUCUCGGAGCUCGACAUUAUGUACAACCACGAGGUGCUCGACGCCACGAUUGUGCGUGGCUGCCAGGAGAUCAAGCUCGACCUCCUGACCGUCGCCGCGGACGACCACGAGACCGACCGCGCCGUGUCGUUUUGCGGCGCCGUCCUGCACCGCCCGCACCAUGCCGUGCGCCAGCAGAUCAGCAAGCUGUUUAGUGAGGUGUACGUGUCGGCGCGUACGCGCGGCUCGCCGUCGUACCAGUACGGCCUGGCGCCCACCAACUUUAUCACGCACGUCAACGGCAAGCCGACGCCCGACCUGGACGCCUUUUUGGCGGCCGUCAAGCAGAUUCCGGACAAUACUUACUUCCGCCUCAAGGCUAUGACCUUUGACAGCGUGCCGUGGGUGGCCACCAUGAAGAAAAACGAACACUACUUCCCUACCGUCGAGUGGAUCAAGGAUAAGAGGGAGCCCUGCGGCUGGCACCGCGUCACGUACGAGGGCGGCGGCAAGGUCGUCGACGGCGAGCCUGCCGAGGGUGUCCUUGUGCCGGCUGUCGAGGACAACGGCGACAUUGGGGUGGCCGCGCCGGCCGAAUAA
This is a messenger RNA of Sporothrix brasiliensis 5110, 3303 nucleotides long. RefSeq lists its product as uncharacterized. Bases 1 to 3303 code for a protein of 1100 amino acids. The record is from RefSeq and is a predicted model, not a curated record. Lineage: Eukaryota; Fungi; Ascomycota; Sordariomycetes; Ophiostomatales; Ophiostomataceae. Gene Ontology annotation, biological process: proteolysis. Gene Ontology annotation, molecular function: protein binding; serine-type endopeptidase activity. The transcript has 2 exons.